Molecule: messenger RNA, 1501 nt
Organism: Mesitornis unicolor (brown roatelo)
Lineage: Eukaryota; Metazoa; Chordata; Aves; Mesitornithiformes; Mesitornithidae
Gene: EDEM2
Product: ER degradation enhancer, mannosidase alpha-like 2
Exons: 8
Biological process (GO): mannose trimming involved in glycoprotein ERAD pathway; carbohydrate metabolic process; endoplasmic reticulum mannose trimming
Cellular component (GO): endoplasmic reticulum; membrane
Molecular function (GO): calcium ion binding; mannosyl-oligosaccharide 1,2-alpha-mannosidase activity
Source: RefSeq, a predicted model, not a curated record
AUCUUGGGAAAUGUUUCCGAGUUCCAGCGGGUCGUCAACGUGCUGCAGGAUGGGGUGGAUUUUGAUAUCGAUGUCAACGCGUCUGUCUUUGAAACUAACAUUCGAGUGGUGGGUGGUCUCCUUUCAGCUCACUUGCUGUCGAAGAAGGCUGGUGUUGAAGUAGAAGCAGGAUGGCCGUGCUCUGGACCUCUCCUCAGGAUGGCAGAGGAAGCAGCUCGCAAACUCCUCCCAGCUUUUCAGACCCCAACUGGGAUGCCAUAUGGAACGGUGAACUUGCUGCACGGAGUAAACCCUGGGGAGACCCCGGUUACCUGUACUGCUGGCAUUGGUACCUUUAUAGUGGAAUUUGCCACUUUGAGCCACCUUACUGGUGACCCGGUGUUCGAGGACGUUGCCAGGAAGGCUUUGAAGGCGCUGUGGAAGAAUCGCUCAGAUAUCGGGCUGGUUGGUAACCACAUUGAUGUCAUAACUGCCAAGUGGGUGGCCCAAGAUGCUGGCAUUGGGGCAGGAGUGGACUCCUACUUCGAGUACCUUGUGAAAGGAGCCAUUCUGCUGCAGGACAGGGAGCUGAUGUCCAUGUUUCUAGAAUAUAACAAAGCUAUCAAAAAUUACACCAAGUUUGAUGACUGGUACCUCUGGGUUCAGAUGUACAAAGGAACAGUGUCCAUGCCUGUUUUUCAGUCCCUGGAGGCCUAUUGGCCAGGCCUACAGAGCCUCAUCGGGGAUGUCGAUAACGCCAUGCGCACCUUCCUCAACUACUACACGGUCUGGAAGCAGUUUGGUGGGCUGCCCGAGUUCUACAACAUCCCCCAGGGCUACACGGUGGACAAGAGAGAAGGAUACCCGCUCAGGCCUGAGCUGAUUGAGAGUGCAAUGUACCUGUACCGCGCCACCAGAGACCCCACGCUCUUGGAACUGGGGAGAGAUGCGGUGGAGUCAAUAGAGAAGAUCAGCAAGGUGGACUGCGGAUUUGCAACUAUCAAAGACUUGAGAGAUCACAGACUGGAUAACCGCAUGGAAUCCUUCUUUCUGGCUGAAACAGUGAAAUACUUGUACCUGCUGUUUGACCCAGACAACUUCAUACACAAUGACGGGUCAGCCUUUGAUGUGGUGAUUACACCGUACGGGGAAUGCGUCUUGGAUGCUGGAGGAUACGUCUUCAACACUGAAGCUCAUCCUAUAGACCCCGCUGCGCUGCAUUGCUGUAGGAAGUGGAAGGAAGAGCAGUGGGAGGUGGAAGACUUGAUGCGGGAAUUUUACUCACUGAAGAAAAACAAAAAAAUCCCUUUAAAAAGAGCUUCCAACCACGGUGAAGAGAAAGUUUCGAAAGACCCUGAAGAUGCCUCUUCAGAGAAGGGUGAAGAGAAAAGAAACUCCAAGAAGAGCUCACACUCCCUCCUGAGUUGCCCCAGUCAAUCUUUUAACUCUAAACUUGCAGUACUGGGACAGGUCUUCCUAGAUAACACCUGAUUCUAUUUCCAUUGUCAGUUUAAGUUACUGA